Molecule: messenger RNA, 541 nt
Organism: Dromiciops gliroides (monito del monte)
Lineage: Eukaryota; Metazoa; Chordata; Mammalia; Microbiotheria; Microbiotheriidae
Product: cytochrome c oxidase subunit 6A1, mitochondrial-like
Exons: 1
Coding region: 7-339 (110 amino acids)
Biological process (GO): mitochondrial electron transport, cytochrome c to oxygen
Cellular component (GO): mitochondrial inner membrane
Molecular function (GO): enzyme regulator activity
Source: RefSeq, a predicted model, not a curated record
UGGAAGAUGGCUGUAACGGCGAGCGGUCGGCUGCUGUCGCUGCUGGGCCAGGUCCGGGCCCCGGCCCCGGCCGGGCGGUUGCUGUCCAGCGGCGUCCACGGCGAGGAGGGCACGGGCCGCCUGUGGAGAUCGCUGACCUUCUUCGUCGCGCUCCCCGGGGUGGCAGUCAGCAUGCUGAAUGCCUACCUGAAGUCGCGGGAACAUCAUGAACGACCCGAAUUCGUCCCCUACCCGCAUCUCCGCAUCCGGACCAAGCCCUUCCCAUGGGGAGAUGGAAACCAUACUCUGUUUCAUAACCAUCAUAUCAAUCCUCUCCCAACCGGCUAUGAGGAUGAAUAAAGAAAACUUGGACCAUACUAAUCAAGCACUGGGGGACCACAGCAGCUGAUGGACCAUCCUUUCCUCUGUAUGUGGAUUAGAAAAUUCUAUGGGACCUUAAGUUAACUUCCAUCACACAGUAACAAAUAUGCUGACCUUUUAUCAUUUUGCUUGUGAUUGAGGAAGGCUUAAAUAAAUCUUACCUUAGACCAUGAAAAAAAAA